Messenger RNA from Malania oleifera, 1605 nucleotides. RefSeq names its product THO complex subunit 4A. Bases 235 to 960 code for a protein of 241 amino acids. Gene Ontology annotation, molecular function: mRNA binding. Gene Ontology annotation, biological process: mRNA export from nucleus. Lineage: Eukaryota; Viridiplantae; Streptophyta; Magnoliopsida; Santalales; Ximeniaceae. The record is from RefSeq and is a predicted model, not a curated record. The transcript is spliced from 4 exons. Gene Ontology annotation, cellular component: nucleus.
UUUUACUCCAGGUUUGGUCCUCGUAUUGACCCCGAGCAGCUCUGGUCGUUUUUCUAUUGUUUAUAACGAUCGCUGUAAACCCUACUUUCCUCUCCAGCCAUCCAUCUCUUCCAUUUUCUCUCGUCUUCUCUCCUCUAACAACCCUACCCUCUCUCUCUCUCUCCCUCCCUCCCUCUCUCGCUCGCUCGCUUUUCUUCGUUGAUCUUCGCAUCUAGUUUUUUUUCUUUUUGUAAAAUGUCUAGCGCUUUGGACAUGUCUCUGGACGAUCUGAUAAAGACCAACAAAAAAGCAGGAGGUGGAAGCUCUAGAGGCAGAGGCAGGGCCUCUGGUCCUGGCCCUGCUCGUCGCUUCCCCAACCGUGGUGCCAACAGGGCGGCGCCUUACGCACCCCCAAAGGCUCCGGAUUCCACCUGGCAGCACGAUAUGUUUGCAGAUCAGGCGUUGGCGUACCCGGCACAGGCUGUCCGAGCCUCUGCCAUUGAAACCGGAACGAAGCUCUAUAUUUCCAACUUAGAUUACGGCGUAUCCAACGAAGACAUCAAGGUAAUAUUUUUCUACUUCUACGCUCUUUGUUGUUUAAUUAAUAUUCCCCUAAUUACCACAAGCUCAGAAGAAGGAACAGAAGUUGUUUUCUCACGGCGGGCAGAUGCUGUAGCAGCUGUUAAGAGAUACAACAAUGUUCAGCUUGAUGGGAAGCCAAUGAAAAUAGAGAUUGUCGGAACAAACAUUGUGACACCUGCUCCUGUUCCUUCUGCUAUGAGCAACACUUUUGGGAAUACAAAUGGAGUUGCUAGAAGUGGACAAGGAAGGGGUGUUGCGCAGGGGCGACUGCGAGGUGGUGGAGGCCGUGGAUUUGGAAGGGGCCGUGGACGGGGAAGAGGCCGUGGAGAGAAGGUUUCUGCAGAAGAUCUUGAUGCUGAUUUGGAGAAUUAUCACAAAGAAGCAAUGGAGAUAAAUUAAAGUGAAGGCAUCCAUUGUCUCUCUUUGGUUGGCUAUUUAUGUAUCUGCUGUUGCAGCCAUUGUGUGCUUGAUGAUGCAACAACCCCAACUAUUUUGUGUAUUUCUAUCAAAGUCUGCUCUUAGAGAGAGAGAGAGAGGGAAAAAAACUAGAGAGAACUAUAUUAGAAUGUUCGUUCAUGGAUCUUGGGCUUUUGUUGCUAAUUAUUCCUUUAAUUUGGGUAAAAAGUGUUUGGGUUAAUGGACUGACAGCUGUCAUGCAUAUUAUGGCCACCUGCCAUUGGUUUGUUAAUCCUCGUUGAUUUAUUCUACAAGUAGCGGCCUGUAAGUGGGAACUCUCAUUUUCCACACAGCUUGGCUGAAGGUGAUGGAUCAAUGGUUCAGCAGAUGCUCACCCCACCUUAACCCCCCCACUGUUGCCAAGUGCUAUGAUUGCUUCUGGAGUACUGGGGGACACCAAUUUGAGGUAGUUUCCAUUCUUGUUUUCAUUUAUGUUUUCUUCAGCUGUUAAAUAUUUGGCUGGUUAGAUUUUAAGUUCAGUGUUGUACUGUAUCUCAUAUUCUGCCAAGGGAAUUAAUAGUUUCUGUGGUUAAUUGGUUUGAAUUUCGACAUGACUAAUUAUCAUGAACUUGUAUUCUUCAGAGGAAA